AUACGCACCCGGAGAGCGUAGCUCCCCGCGCGUCACAGUCGCACAGUCGCUGCACAACACUCCGCCGGUCCGCCCCGCUUUGCUCCGCACCGGUUCGGGUCCCUCACGUGCGCGGAUCUCCACCUCGGGCUCGGUCGCUUCGAGAAGGGAAAAAAAAGGGAUAGGCAAGCAGCGUGGAGGCGACUCGACUCGAGAGGCGAGGAGGCGAAAAAGAAAGAUAAGGCGAGGCGACCGGGCGGCCACCGCGCGCUCCCAGAUCCGCCCUUCUCCCGCGCAGAUCCAGCUCGCCGGAGCGCCCACGACAGGACGCGGCCACCUCGAGCUGUAUUCGGACCUUAGGGUCUCACCUCCUUCAGAUCCAGCUACCAGAUGUUUGUAAAUGGCGAACAGAUCUGACUCGCUGGCGCCUGGGCACAUGACACCGACUGUCCUCAUGGAGUUUGGGCAGCAGAGGCUCAUAAAGAGGGGCUAUGAAGAAAUGGCCUUCCGGGGCGUGGCAUCAGCCUUGCCCCGGGGGUAUGCAGAGACCGUCGGUGAGUCGGAAGGUGCAGCCGGCAGCCCUGUUCGUGUCGACUCGGAGGACUCGUCGGCUCCAAAGCGCAAGUGCAUCAGCCUAAACAGCAAUGGCUUCGAUGUAAAACGGGAGAUCUUUGUGCCAUCCAAGAUGUCAUCCUCCGAGCGGCGGUAUCUUCGGAAGAGAUUCCGGGCAGAGCUUGAUUCCGUCCGAGAUCUCCUCAAGAAGCCAGAGUUUGCAGCUCCUGCCCCUGUCAAUCGAGCACCUGCGUUGUCAUCCUCAGCUGCCCCUCGGGCCAAGCAGGGGCAUCGUGGGAGCCAUGUUGCCCGUGGUGCGAAGGGACGGUUCUUGCCUACAAAAUCCCAGCCUGAACCUUCUGCGCUGUUAUCUGAAGCUGCAGUAUUUAAGCAGUGUGAUGCUAUUUUGAAGAAGCUGAUGACUCAGAAAUGUAGUCAUAUAUUCAACGUCCCAGUUGAUGUGGUGAAGCUGCAAAUUCCAGAUUAUUUUGACAUUAUCAAGCACCCAAUGGACCUUGGUACCGUCAAGAAGAAGCUAGACUCUGGCUCAUACACAAGCCCAUCAGAUUUUGCGGCUGAUGUUAGGCUGACCUUUAACAAUGCAAUGUCUUACAAUCCUCGUGGGCAUGCUGUCCAUGACAUGGCCAUCCAGCUGAACAAGAUGUUUGAGAAUAAAUGGAGGACAAUUGAAAAGAAGUUGGCUUCUGUUCCGACUGAGACACAUGUUGAGGUUGACAGGACUGACUCGAGGAGGAAGACUCCUCCCGUGGACUGCAGUGAUGUGUCAAUGGAGUGUGUAAGGCAAGCAGAGACUGGAAAACCGAAGAUGACAUUUGAUGAGAAAGAAGCCUUUGGGAACUGUUUGUCUUCUUUAUCCGAGGAUCAAGAAUUACCUGCUCACAUCAUUGAUCUGCUGCAACAGUGCAUUGACAGCAAUACAGAUCAGCUUGGUGACGGAGAGAUAGAGAUUGAUAUACAUGCCGUCAGUGAUGACCUACUAUUCGAGCUGAAGAAAAAUGUUGACAAGUAUUUGCAAGAGAGAGGGCAGAACCAGCAGGCGAAAUCAGAGCCUUCCGAAAAUGAGGCUGUGAAUGUAUCUGGCCUUAGCCACUCGUCUAUGAAUCCAUGCAAAGGUGGUGAGCCUGUUGAGGAGGAUGUGGAUAUUUGUGGCAAUGCCUCCCCUAUAUUGAUAGAAAAAGAUGCACAAAUCAGGAGUAGCAAGUGUGGUAGUCCAAUUAGUUCCAGCAGCGACUCUGAAUCAUCUUCUAGCGAUUCUGACUCAGGCAGUGACUCUGAAAGUGAAUCAGAAAAAAUUGGUAGCCCAACAAAGCUUGCAAAGGGAUCUAAGAAACCUGACCAGCUGGUGGAGCAAGAAAAGAGUGAUGUUAUUAGUCCAGCUGAUGCCAACCGUCAUGCUGAUAAUGCGGGGCACGGCGAAGAGGACAGUGAAUCCAAGCUUGCACCAGAGGGGGAAAACUCAAAACCCGAUAGGCAAGUCUCCCCGGACAAGCUCUUUCGAGCAGCCCUUUUGAGGAGCCGUUACGCCGAUGUGAUUGUCAAAGCUCGUGGCAUUCUUAGCCAGGGCGGGGACAAACAGGAGGAACUCGAAAAGGUCCAGAAGGAAGAGAAAGCACGUCUGUUGGCUGAAGGUAACGCGGCUAUGGAAGCUCGCAGAGCUGAAGCUGAAGCUGAAGCUAAGCGUAAACGGGAUCUUGAGAGGGAGAAGGCUCGUCAGGCCCUGCAGGAGAUGGAGAGAACUGUAGAGAUCAAUGAUAACCUCCAUCUCAAGGAUUUGGAAAUGCUUGGAACAGCCACAGAACAUAUUGUGAGCUCUGUUGAUGAGACUAGUCCAGAGCACUCCCAGGAUGGCAUGCCCAGUUUUCUUCCUCGAUCCGUCAAUCCACUGGAACUACUUGGACUAUUCAUGAAAGCAGACGAUGAAGAAGAUGAAGAAGAGCCGAGCAGUGUUCCCAGCUUUAAAGAUGCGGAGGAAGGAGAGAUCAACUAAUGGUGCUGUAUUGGUUGGCAUGCCCUCUCUAGGGCUAGAGGCUGGUGCCAACCUACUGAUCCAACAGAGCAAUUGCCUCUUGCAGCCAAUGUUUGCAGGGCGAUGGCUGGACAGUUGCAUGUGUUAGACGCCGCCAAAUUGGUGCCGAGAAAGCCCUCAGUUUUGGUGCUGCCGAAGGGGUUGAAAAAUGUGCCUGGAAGAUGGAGUUAACCUUGAACAGCUUCAAUUGAACAUAUUUAUGUGCUUGGAGAAGGCUUGGUGAAGGACUUGGUCACCAUGGACAGCGUUAAAUGAACAUAAUUAUGUGCUUGGAGGAUGCAAGUGAGUUUUUUUCUUCUUGAUCGUGGACGAUAUCAAGUUUGGCUGCCGUUGAAUUUUAUCUUGGAAGUGGCCGCUGCAAGAGCUGGGUGACAGAACGACAAAAUACUGUGUGAUUGUGACAUGAUAUUCAAGUGACGCCCAAAUUCAAAUGGCUCUUGGUUUAUUGCAACACCGCCGCUUGCAAUGUGAUUUAGUGCAAAGUUUCAAGCGUCCAGGCGUUUGCACAGCGGCCCAUAGCUUCUUUUUUCCUUUCUUUUUAUGUUUUAGAUUGUGUAGUUUGCUUCCUACUGUAAAUCCGAAUUUUGAUGUAGUGGAGGAAGCGCUAGUUGUUUUGUUUGUUCUUUUCACGCAAUUUGUUGUCAUCAGGGCGCCCGUGCUUCAUUUGAAUAUACAAACGAGAAACUGCUCAA
Molecule: messenger RNA, 3270 nt
Organism: Phragmites australis (common reed)
Lineage: Eukaryota; Viridiplantae; Streptophyta; Magnoliopsida; Poales; Poaceae
Product: transcription factor GTE10-like
Exons: 10
Coding region: 380-2539 (719 amino acids)
Molecular function (GO): protein binding
Source: RefSeq, a predicted model, not a curated record